AUGGCGCCCAACGACAAAGCAGGCAGAGUUGUUUUCAUCGGCAACAUUCCCUACGGCGGCACUGAAGAGCUCAUCAUCGAAACCCUCGGGCGCGUCGGACAGGUCCUCAACUUUCGCUUGGUAUACGACAAGGAAACAGGGCGCCCCAAGGGCUUUGGGUUCGCAGAGUUCGCCGACGCUGACGCCGCAGCCUCGGCCGUGCGUAACCUCAACGACUUCGAUUUGAUGGGCAGGAAGCUGAGGGUCGACUGGUCCAACGAAAGCGGCUCCGGCGACAACGCGCCUUCCAAUCGCGACCAGACCACACAACCAGCCAUGGGCGUGAACGGCCAACAACCAGCAGCACCAGCACCGGCGCAACCGUCGAGCGCGCUGGGUCCUCUUCCACCAGGCGUCGAGCUGCCGCCCAACCUCACCUGUCCCGAUGCCAUCUCGCGCACGCUCUCCACGCUCCCUCCCGAUCAGCUCCUCGACAUCCUCUCACAGAUGAAAGGCCUCGUCAUGACGGAUCCCGCCAAGGCGACGGAGCUGCUGCGACAAGCGCCCCAGCUGGCCUAUGCCAUCUUUCAGUCGCUGCUGCUCCUCCAGCUGGUCGACCCACAAAUCCUGACCUCGCUUGUGGAGACAUCGGCCGCGCCUGCCCCA
Molecule: messenger RNA, 645 nt
Organism: Alternaria rosae
Lineage: Eukaryota; Fungi; Ascomycota; Dothideomycetes; Pleosporales; Pleosporaceae
Product: hinge domain of cleavage stimulation factor subunit 2-domain-containing protein
Exons: 2
Cellular component (GO): mRNA cleavage and polyadenylation specificity factor complex
Molecular function (GO): mRNA binding
Source: RefSeq, a predicted model, not a curated record